This is a messenger RNA of Diospyros lotus (date-plum), 1089 nucleotides long. Its product is annotated as phosphoprotein ECPP44-like. Gene Ontology annotation, biological process: response to water. Gene Ontology annotation, cellular component: membrane. NCBI's taxonomy places the organism in Eukaryota, Viridiplantae, Streptophyta, Magnoliopsida, Ericales, Ebenaceae. The transcript is spliced from 2 exons. The record is from RefSeq and is a predicted model, not a curated record. Bases 160 to 801 code for a protein of 213 amino acids.
UGAUUGCCACCAUUCCAGCAUCGACAACCUCCGAAUUCCAACCAAGAGUACUACUUCAUAGCUACUUUUACUUUACAAUUGUUCUAAAUUAAUCACGAACCUUCGCUAGCUAGCUACUUUCUUUGUUCACUCAAAUCUCUGUUUGUGAUCGAUCGGAGAAUGGCCGAGCAGCCGGAGACCACCGUAACUACUGUCACUGCUGAAGAGGUUAUUGAGACCAAAGAUCGGGGCUUGUUUGGUUUCAUGGGGAAGAAAGAAGAGGUGGAGCAGCCGAAGCCCCACGAGGAGGUGGUGAUAGCCGAGGAGUUCGAGAAGGUGCACGUGUCAGAGCAGGAGCCCAAGGCGGAGGAGAAGGAGAAGAAACCUAGCCUGAGCGAGAAGCUGCACCGAUCCGAUAGCAGCUCGAGCUCUUCGAGCGAUGAGGAGGAAGCUGGAGAGGGAGGAGAGAAGAAGAAGAAAAAGAAGGGGCUGAAAGAGAAGAUCAAGGAGAAAGUUUCAGGGGAAAAGAAAGAGGAGGAGGACACAUCAGUGCCGAUCGAGAAGGUGGAGGCGGAGCCGGAAGAGAAGAAGGGAUUUCUCGACAAGAUUAAGGAAAAGCUGCCGGGGCAGCACAAGAAGGGCGCCGAAGAGCAUGUACUGCCGCCGACAGAGGUAGAGUCGACGUAUCCCCAGGAAGUAGAGCCCAAGGAGAAGAAAGGUAUAUUGGAGAAGAUCAAGGAGAAGCUUCCAGGGUAUCACCCGAAGAGCAGUGAAGAAGAGGAAAAGGAAAAGGAGAAAGCGAAGGAGCAUGAGUCCCAUUGAGGCGCUUGCUUGCUUUCCCAGGCGCAGCUUUCUGGUUUCCCUGCUUGAAUUAUUAAAUAUAUUAGUUGGUGCUCGAUCUGCUUGAUUAUCAUUUUCGUGUUUCCGUUUAUAUUUGAUGAAAGUAUAUAUAAGUGAGCAUAUAUAUAUAUAUAUAUACACACACACCAUCACUACCACUACCAGUCUACCACUGCUGUUGUAUGUUUAUUAUUAUUAUUAUUAUGUGUGUUGUAAGCCGUUCCCGCGCGUUUGUGAGAUCAUUUUGUCAAUGGAUUUGUUGUUUGCUUU